AUGCAACUUUCAGAGGAAUCCAAGGAAGAGAAAUAUGUACGAGGAUCUGGGUUCCGAAGGCAGGAUGUGUGUAGCAUAGCCGGCGUUUUGAAGGGCAUAUGGGAAGGACCCAUGGAUGGAUGGAUGGAUGGAUGGCAUGGUAUGGCUGUACUACCGAGAUAA
This is a messenger RNA of Drepanopeziza brunnea f. sp. 'multigermtubi' MB_m1, 162 nucleotides long. NCBI's taxonomy places the organism in Eukaryota, Fungi, Ascomycota, Leotiomycetes, Helotiales, Drepanopezizaceae. The record is from RefSeq and is a predicted model, not a curated record.